GUGUACUUCAAUUAAAUGACCAACUUUAUAGAAUUGAGCUAGUUCAACAGAAGAAUCGAGAUAUUCUUUUCGAAGCCUUGAUGAAGAAAAACCUAACACUACGGCGAACAGUUUCUAUGUACAGAAAGAUUCUUCAUAUCCCUUUUUAUAGUAUUUUCCAUUGAGUAUACCAAAAAGAGAAUGUUUUUUCUGAAAAAACUACUUGGAUCCUGUCUCUUUCUCGGGAGCUUGAUGCAAGCAGUGCAGUCCGUCAGUUGCCAUUCCGAUGAGACAGUUUCUAUUCAAGCAUUAGAAGCUUCCGGUGUUGCUUGGAAAGAACUUGAGCUAACACCUAGUUGCGCUUUGGAUUCAUCCUUGGUAAGCAAUUUGACUGACAAAAACUGGGAUGAGUCGAUCAAGUCUGAUGAAUGGUUGGUUCAACUUACUUUGAAUCCUUGUGAUUUUUGUCUUAAGGAAGACUAUAUUUUCAAUGAUCUAUCCCAUCACAUGAAAGAAACAUACCCCAAUAUCCAAUUUGGCCGAGUAUAUGUAAAUGACAACCCAGAACUGGCUGUUCGUCUAUUGGUGGAAAAGCUCCCUAUUUACUAUUUUAUUAAUGGAGCAAAUUAUUAUACUGUUCCAGCAUCGGAGCUACCAGCCAAGAAGGCAUUAACGGCUUAUUCAAAGCAUAAAUUCUCGGAAUUUGAGAGAGUCAAGGGAUUCUUUUCUUUUGUGGGUCCUUUUAUGAUUUUUUACAAGUUCCUUGGUAAGAUCCUUGCUUUGUAUAGUCGUUUUAGCAGUCCGUAUACGCCUCUUUUGAUUAAUAUUUCUAUGUUUGUUAUGGCGAUGCUCUUUAUUAACAGGUCAAACAAGAGAAGAAGACAAAGAAAGCAAAUAAAAAAAGAAAAGUAAGAAAGCAACAACGAUUCGUCCCGUAUAUGUCUCGUUUGAAAGUUUUGCACGUUGCAAAAGACAACGAGAGAUGUGAUUCUCAAUGCGUGACAAGAAAUCUCUAACGAAGAGCAUAGGUAUUGACUCGUAGAUUAACUUUUAACUUCGAAAAAAAUGAAAAAGUUUCAUCAUUUGAAUUUUGUAGCCGCUUCAGCUGUGAAUUGUCCUCCUCAAGCAAACAAUUUAAUUCCCAG
Molecule: messenger RNA, 1124 nt
Organism: Schizosaccharomyces cryophilus OY26
Lineage: Eukaryota; Fungi; Ascomycota; Schizosaccharomycetes; Schizosaccharomycetales; Schizosaccharomycetaceae
Product: thioredoxin family protein
Exons: 3
Coding region: 181-891 (236 amino acids)
Source: RefSeq, a predicted model, not a curated record